AUGAGACACUUCGUGACCCCCCUUCUGGCACUUGGCUGCCUCAUUGGCAAUGCCGCAGCAGCAUGGCCCAACGGUCCUUUCAAGACUUCCGGUCGAUGGAUCGUCAAUGCCAACAAUGAGAAGGUCAAGCUUGCUGGUGCCAACUGGCCUGGCCACGGCGAAGUCAUGGUCCCCGAGGGUCUUCAGUACCAGUCCAUCAAGGGCGUUCUGUCAGAUAUCAAGGGCAUUGGCAUGAACGCCAUUCGUCUUACCUACGCCACCGAGAUGGUUGAUCAGAUCUACGCCAACGGUGGUAAGGACAUUGAUAUCAAGACUGCUUUCGAAGAGGGUCUGGGAAAGGAGAAUGGUACCAUUGUUCUUGCAAAGGUGUUGAAGAACAACCCUACCUUUACUGCCAAGACAACACGUCUUGAGGUCUACGAUGCCAUUGCUGCUGAGUGUCUUCGUCAACAGAUCUACAUCGAUCUUGACAACCACAUCUCCGAAGGCAAGUGGUGCUGUGGUGGCGAGGAUGGAAACACCUGGUGGGGAGAUACCCAGUUCGAUACAGCCAAGUGGGUUCGAGGCGGUGCCUACAUGGCCGCUCACGCUAAGAAGUGGCCCGCCAAGGUAACUCAGUCCCUACGCAACGAGCCUCGUGAGCCCACCAACAACAACAAGCUCCGCGACGCAUCAUACAACUGGAGUGACCUGUACAAGUACAUGCGCCAGGGUGCCGAUGCUGUUCACCAGGCUGACCCCAACGCAAUCAUCGUUAUUUCCGGCAUGAACUACGAUACCUAUGUCACCCCUCUCUACAGUGGCGAGAAGAUGAAGCCCCGCGGUGAAGUCUUCAACCGCGACGACUUUAAGGGUUACGGAAAGGACAAGCUUGUUCUGGAGAUUCACACAUACGAGAACAAGGGAACUAGCUGCCCUUCACUGCGCUACAACCUCUACAACAAGGGUUUCCAGGCCAUGAACGAGUCUGACCCCAAUGUUGCCGAGGUCUUCCCCGUCAUGUUGACUGAGUUUGGUCAAGCCAUGAACGGAGCGGAUUACGAGACUGCUAAGACUUAUGUCAGCUGUUUGUCCCAGUAUCUCCCUGAGAUGCAGGCCAGUUGGUUCAUUUGGGUUAUCGUUGGUCGAUACUACACUCGUCAGGGCAUCCAAGAGUUUGACGAUUCUUGGGGCAUGAAGAAGGCUGAUUGGUCUGGCUGGAAGAACGAUCAGUACAUUGAGACUUAUCUCAAGCCCCAAAUCAAGGGCACGUUGAGAUAG
Molecule: messenger RNA, 1260 nt
Organism: Fusarium pseudograminearum CS3096
Lineage: Eukaryota; Fungi; Ascomycota; Sordariomycetes; Hypocreales; Nectriaceae
Exons: 3
Coding region: 1-1260 (419 amino acids)
Molecular function (GO): hydrolase activity, hydrolyzing O-glycosyl compounds
Source: RefSeq, a predicted model, not a curated record